CUUAGCUAUAGGCCAAAAAGCCGGCUCUAUUCGGAUACACAUCUCCAGUGUGGCAUGGCAUGGCGACAAACCACCUUGCCUGUGUCAGGAGACAGCUAUAAAGCAAGGAGGCGGAUGUCCAGGAGCCGUCCUGUUCCUUCGCUUUCCUUUGCUCAUUCCUUCCUGCGACUAUGGAUGCUAAUCAUAUCAACAAUCUCCCUGCCGGUGUCCUUGUGAGCAUACUCAGUGUUCUCUGCUAUGGUAUGUUCCACAACCCAUUUCACAUCACCAAGUACUGGGACAUGAUGAAGCUCGCCACUCUAUGUCGUCUGUGGAACGAGUGUAUGCCACAGCAGGUCUAUCGCUACGUCUUUGUCCAAAGGAAGAUCUAUGCUAUUCGCAGCUCUUCGACUAGUCGGAUGCACAAGAGGGUAUCCUGGGUAUCCAAUGUCGGGUCCAUUCUCUAUCAAAAGAGACUCUGUUCUGCGACUGACCUGCGCAUUGUCAUGUAUGACGACUACACCGGCCCACUCCUACUCGCGAAUGCACUCAAAUACUUUGGCCUUACAUCACCAUCGUGGUGGAGGCUUCAAGGUUUGCACUUUUUCGGUAAAGGUGUCCUUCGGUCGGGGACUGACUAUCACACAGAAGACAUAUUUGCCGAUGCCCACUCUUUCAGCGAAUUCUUUGCCAGACACUUUAGAAACCUGCAGAGCAUCGGUCUAUGCGUAAAGAUACCGACGACACAGUUCACUGCCGCUGACUUUUCUAGCUAUACUAUGUCGCCUCGAUAUUCCAUGUUGCUCCAGACGUUCCUGUCAAAACUUUCGUCUCUGCAGUGCUACCAGCCCAGUACGCUUCUCCUGAACUCGCCAAUGCAUCUUUCGCUGACUCAUGUGGAGCUUGAUAUGGACUGUAUCAAAGUUCCCCUGCCCAACAUUGGCCUGGCUCCCAAUAUCGUCGAACGGCUGAAGCUAUAUAACAUUGAUGGCGAGGUGCCCUUAACCUGCUUCCGCGGUAACUAUAGUGGAAAGACCAUAUAUACCAAUCUGAAGGAGAUACAGUUUGACUUUAGGGCUGCUAGUGGAUCCAAGUCGCAGAACGUCAGCCUAUGCCCUCACCUUGCACACGUGUUCCCAAAGCUUUUCAAGCUGUCGCUAAAACAAUCCAUGGGAGUAUACAAAAACAUGUAUUCUGCAUUGGCCAAUGCACCCCUUAGUCAUCUAUGUAUUGACGAGCAUCAGCGCUCCCUCCCUUACAUUGACACCAGCAUCAUCCACAAUGUCACUAGCUUUCAACUGUCCACAAGUAUCUCUGAGGCUCCUGGCUGGUACACUGAUUCAAAGGACCUUAUUACUCGCUUCUAUUUUACUCACUCUACAGUGCAAAAUGUACUGAUGGAAUGCCUAGUACCUUUUCCGACGCAUAUUCUUUGGAGAGAUCUUCAACCAGGUCACAUGAUCGUUCAUCUUCUAGAACAGCUGCCAACUCUGAAGUUCCUCCGAAUCACCUGCAUCUCGAUGGACGCAACUGACACCGACAACUAUUUCUGGGGAACAUACGACAGGCAGGCGGAUAUUCACGAGGCAACUACACCGACUGUCAUUGAUACUGCAAUUGCACAUAACACAGUGAGCACAGUAGGGCUUGAGCCAAUUAACAAAUGCCUACAGGUUCUGGAUAUCGACGCCCCGGGGUACUUUGACACAGACGCUAUAUGCAGAAUGCCGCUUUUCCUUCCGCUCCUCCAAUUUGUUGCUAUAGAUAAGGAGUAUACUGACCAAAUUGGUACAUUUGUGCAAAAGAUCCGGCCACAUGUAAAAAUUUGUGCACGUAGAGAUGUCGACUGUCAUUUCAUGUUUUAAAAAGUUUUAACAGACUUCAGUUAUCAAUUAUACUUCGCGGUACUCUUUCAAGGGCCGCAGCUGAGUAAAUG
Molecule: messenger RNA, 1915 nt
Organism: Linderina pennispora
Lineage: Eukaryota; Fungi; Kickxellomycota; Kickxellomycetes; Kickxellales; Kickxellaceae
Exons: 2
Coding region: 171-1844 (557 amino acids)
Source: RefSeq, a predicted model, not a curated record